Molecule: messenger RNA, 2588 nt
Organism: Leguminivora glycinivorella
Lineage: Eukaryota; Metazoa; Arthropoda; Insecta; Lepidoptera; Tortricidae
Product: ankyrin repeat domain-containing protein 39
Exons: 3
Coding region: 30-551 (173 amino acids)
Molecular function (GO): protein binding
Source: RefSeq, a predicted model, not a curated record
UGGGUGUGUUUACUGUUAUAUGUUUAGAAAUGGAUCAUGUAAAUUGUGAUCACACUCACUGCACAACUGCAAACAAAUCCGUUUGUCAGACUUUAUCGGAAAUGGAAUGGGAGAGAGGAAUAUGGAAUGCUGCUUUCAAUGGUGAUAAGGAGAAAGUCAACAUGUUAAUCCAGAAAGCAAAAAAUGCUAGAGAAUUUGUGAAUAUGCCAGACAAUUCUGGGUAUACCGCAUUGCACUACGCUGCACGUAAUGGACACGUAGACAUAUGUAGAACACUGCUGGAGACUGGAGCUUGUGUCGACGCUCAGACUAGUGGGAUGGCUACACCACUUCAUAAGGCUGCAGUUGCAGGUAAAGCUGCUACUCUAAAAUUCCUUAUUCAGCAUGGAGCAAAUAUAUUGAUGCAAGACACAGACGGUCAGACUGCUCUUCACAAAGCCGUAGCUAACAAACGUACAGAGCUGAUCAACAUCUUAUUGGAAACAUGUCCUGAACUGGCCAAUGUUCAGGACAAGAGAGGUCGUGUGGCAACUGAGCUUUCACAGAACUGAAUAAUUUAAUACCUACUUGAAGAUACUUCAUUGGUUUGAAUGAAGUUCAGCUUAUGAGACAUUUUUUCUAUUUGUUUUGUUUUCUAUAAUUUAAUUAAUUAAGUCAUAUAUUUGUUCCUGAGUCACGGAUGUUUUCUAUGUAUAUAAGUAUUUUAUAUAUUAUAUAUAUCGUUGCCUGAGUACCCACAACACAAGCCUUCUUGAGCUUACCUUGGGCCUCAGUCAAUCUGUGUAAGAAUGUCCUAUAAUAUAUAUAUAUUGAUGGCACAUCCCUUGAGAUUAUGAGUUACACAAAUCUAUUUCUAAGCUUACUACGAUAGGUGUAGGAGACCUUGAAAAUCGGGCCCUAGGCAGGUACAAAUGUGUAUUUUUAUUUUAUAGUAACAUACACAUAUUGUGUGGGCUCCAUUUCCAUAUCGGAAAAUUCAGAAAUAUAUGUGGUAUAGGUCUAAAAUAAAAUAAGUAUUUAUUAAGUUUACAUUAUUUUAUGUUAUAUUGAUGAGAAAGCCAUAGUUAUUUUAUUGACAUCGAAAUGUUUUCUUAUUUAAUAUAAUUUAGUUUGUGGAUCUUACGAAGUUCACUCUGUAUUUUAUGUUAAUCAGUUGUUUAUUUAAUUGUUAUUUUUGUAUACAUAGUGUGGUGUGAUAUAUUGUAUUUAUCUUGCAACCCUAUUACAGUACCUAUUCUUUACAUUUCGAGGUUGUACGACAUUGCGUUAGAUUUAUUGUAUGUUAUUAUUGAUUAUUAUGAUUCUGUGAUUUGCCCAAUAGGUACUUUUUGCAUAGAAAUUGAAUAUAAAACUUAUUUGUUAUUUAUCAUUAUUAUUAAUCAUUACCUAAAAUACACAAAGGUUUUGAUUUUAGUUAGUAAAAAAUAUAAUAGGAUAUUUUGACCAAAAUGCCAUUUUAAAGAUACUGUUUUUAAUUUAUUAAUUGAAGUCAUGUUACAUAAUGUUAAGAAAAUUUUGAAAGAAAAAUAUCAAUAUACAUUUACAUUUUGCUAUUAAAUUCUAUUUUAUGUAUAGGUUAAGAUUUAUAAUGACAUUUCAUCACAAUAUAAUUAGAGCAAGGUACUGUAAGGACCACGCAUUUAAUGAGUUAAAAGUGCAUUUUCCCAAAUACUUUAUCCGCGUGAAAAAGGGGUCAUCUGUCGUCACCUUAAUUGCUCGUAGCAUCUCUCGACGUGUAAUUGAUAUUUACUUUAUACAAUCAAAUAGUUAUUUUUGAGAUCGUUUGUCAAGCUCCUCUAAGGCCCAGCAUAUUUGCCACUGGAAUGUUAACAUAGUACAGUGCAGAGAUCAGAAUAUUGUUAUUUCUAAUGGAACAAAUUAAAACAAAUGCAACUUCGUUCCAAUUAAAUAUGAUUCUAAUUAAAUCGAACUGAACAUGUCAUUAAUCCAUAUAUCCUUGGGCCGUACAAUGUUAAAUCUUUUUGGUAGUCCUAUCUAUAUCUAAGCCUUAUGCCUAGUUUACACCUAACGGUGACGGAUUCACGAAGUUAUUGUCAUUGUGGUGCAAAUGGUGCAAUGUGUUUAUUUAAUUAUCGAUUACUUGAAAUACUUACUUGUUAAUUAUAAGAACACGUGUUUUAAUGUAUAGAUGUACCUAUGUGUUUUGAAGUUUUAUGUCCAUUCCAUUCAAGGGUUAGUCUUAAGUUUUGUCUUAGAUAGGCAAUUUUUACUUUAGGUAGGUACAUACCUUCUACUCAAUCAGGAAUUGAUAACAGAGUAAAGUUUCGUUUGUUACUGCAAUUUAUCAAUGAUUAAAAGAAAACUGAAUAAUAACAUAACAUUGGUAGAAUGUUGGUUUUUAUGCUCAUUAAAGAAUGUAAACGAACAUGUGUAUUUAAUUCUCUGUUAACAAUAUCUUAAUCGAGUACCUACAAGGAGAAGUAGAAAUGCCUAAAUAUCGUCAAGUGUAAACAAAGCAUUUAUUUCGUAAUUUGGACAAUUUUGUAGCGGUUAUCGCAUAGUAGGAACAUAAUCAAUUUUAUAUUUUCCACUUACACCUUUGUACUAAUAAAACGCAUGAAUGUAAA